Molecule: messenger RNA, 338 nt
Organism: Symbiodinium sp. CCMP2456
Lineage: Eukaryota; Dinophyceae; Suessiales; Symbiodiniaceae
Source: the annotation of a GenBank genome assembly
AUGCCAGUGAGGAAGUCGGUCACAGCUCGCAAGGCCCUGGACCAGUCCAGCCGCUAUGCGGACCUCUCCCUGGAUGAGGCGACGCUCAUCAAGAACGGCAAGCACGUGCUGGUGGCGUACAUCAUGAAGCCGAAGGCAGGCUACGACUACCUUGCCACCGCUGCGCACUUUGCUGCCGAGUCCUCCACCGGAACGAACGUGAACGUGUGCACCACGGAUGACUUCACCAAGUCUGUGGAUGCCUUGGUUUACUACAUCGACCCUGACAGCGAAGAAAUGAAGAUCGCUUACCCCAACCUGCUGUUCGAUCGCAACAUCAUCGAUGGCCGCGGCAUGAU